UGCCCGAAAGUAAGCUUGGCUCCUCUGGCUCAGUAAGUUUCCACAUGACAACCUCUGUGUAAACAUGUAAAAAGUGCUUGUAAGGGAAGACAGUGAGACACUUUGAUCAAGGACUUUGAAUCCAUAUCAAGGAGGCAGACAGUGAUUGAUUUUCCCAGGACUGUGGUGGGUUUAUAUAACUCCUGGUACAUUCUAUUCUGGAGGUCACACUCAUCUUCAUCUUUGGACCUACAGAUCACAAGACACAUUUAUCUUUAGAGCCUGCUUUGCACACCUUUUGUCCAUCUGGGACUUCUGUCAGGAUCUGUCCCUUUUCUUUGGUCUGAUGGUAGUUUGAUCCUCUUUUCUGUUGGAGAGAUGUUGAGGCAUCAAGGAAGCAUGUUGAGGUGUUUGCUACAGAGAGCAACCAACUUAAGGAAUGUAGAGAAAGGAGAGAGACAUAGUGACCCGCUUGCUAGCAUCACGUUCAGAGGGACAAAAAAGAAAACCAAAGUCAUCAAAAAUAAUGUCAAUCCUGUGUGGAAUGAGGGCUUUGAGUGGGACUUGAAGGGCAUGCCUUUAGAUUCUGGAGCAGAGCUUCAUGUUGUCGUCAAGGACCAUGAGAAAAUGGGCAGGAAUAGGUUUCUGGGGGAGUGUCGGGUAGCUCUCCGAGAUGUGCUCAACUCUCCAAACCUGGCUGCUACUUUCACUGUGUCCCUGGUAGACACCAAGCGGAAUAGCACAGGGGCCACAAUAACCUUGCAGGUUUCCUACAUCCCUCCUCCAGGCAUGGCACCCAUAUUUCAGCCUCCCUCACUGCCCGAGGCCCAGCACACCCCUGUGGAGCUGGACACAGUUACAGUGUUCUCAAUGGACACCAUGGGUGAGGAGGACACUGAGAGUAUGCUUAUGAUGGAGGUGGUGGAGGAGCCUGAACCUGUUCCAGGACCCCAGGGUCAGGACAUGGGGCCCCCUACUGCACCACCCAAAAAGACCCCACCAAACUUCAACCACAGCCUUAAGAAAAAGAAACGCCACAGCAACAAAUCCACACUGUCCAACAAACCCCAGGACCUCCAGGUACGGCUGCGCAUCAUUGAGGGAAGACAGCUCCCUGGUGUCAACAUAAAACCUGUUGUCAAGGUUACAGUUGGAGGCCAGACAAAGAGAACACGCAUCAAAAAGGGCAAUAAUCCGUAUUUUGAUGAGACUUUCUUUCUGAACUUCUUUGAGACACCUUCAGAUCUUUUUGAUGAACCGAUCUUUAUAACUGUAUAUGACUCCAAGUCACAACGCAAAGAUUCCGUUAUUGGAGAAUUCAAGCUAGAUGUUGGCAUGGUGUAUAAUGAACACCGGCAUGCCAUUCUCAGGAAAUGGUUGUUGCUGGCAGAUACCGAUGAUCUGUCUGCAGGGGCCAGAGGUUAUUUGAAGGUCAGCAUGUUUGUGCUGGCCGCGGGUGAUGAGCCUCCGAUGGAUAAGAAAGAGGGUCAAGAAGAAAAGGAAGACAUUGAGGGGAACCUGUUGAGACCAGCAGGUCUUACUCUGAGAGGAGCCACGUUUGCUCUCAGAGUUUACAGGGCAGAAGACCUGCCUCAGAUGGAUGAUGCUGUAAUGGACGGUGUGAAACAGUUCCUUGGUUUCGAGACCAACAAAAAGAACCUUGUGGAUCCUUUGGUGGAGGUCAACUUUGCAGGGAAAACGAUCUGUAGCAGGAUUCUGGAGAAAAACACCAACCCUCAGUGGAACCAGAGCCUCACUCUGCCCAUCAGGUUCCCAUCAAUGUGUGAAAAGAUGAGAAUACGCAUUUUAGAUUGGGAUCGCGCCAGCCACAAUGAUGUCAUUGGCACUACUCACUUAUGCAUGUCCAAAAUCUCAGCUCCUGGGGGGAACAUUGAAGUGGAUGAUAAUAUAGGCUUCCUGCCCACCUUUGGCCCAUGCUUUGUUAAUAUGUAUGGGAGCCCGCGAGAGUUCUCUGCCUUUUCAGACCCACAUGAGGCCCUAAACAUUGGAAAGGGAGAGGGUGUGGCUUAUCGAGGGCGGGUGCUGCUGGAGCUCAUUACAAAGCUGUCAGAUCAUGUGGAACAAAAAGUUGAAGACAUACACACUGAUGACCUGCAGGUAGUGGAGAAAUUUAUGCGGAAGAGGAAAUACUCUCUGUUUGCUGCCUUCUAUUCCGCCACUCUUCUUCAGGAUGUGGAUGAUGCAGUUCAGUUUGAAGUCAGUAUUGGGAACUAUGGAAACAAGUUUGACUACACCUGUCUGCCACUGGCCUCCACCACUCAGUUUAGCAGGGCUGUGUUUGAUGGCUGCCAUUACUACUACCUGCCAUGGGGAAAUGUGAAACCUGUGGUGGUCUUGUCUUCAGAGUGGGAAGAUAUUGGUCCUCGCAUAGAGGCUCUAAACAUGCUGCUCAGCAUAGUCGACCGGCUGGAAUCAAACCUGGAGAAGGUACAACUGGAGCUAAAAGCAAGAAGUGACCAACAGGAAGUGGAGCAGAGGGUUAUCCAGCUGCUUGAUGAUGUCAUAGCUGACUGCAGUGAGGAGCUCCCUGAGGUGGAUAAAUGGCCCUGUGUGACUCCGUUGGAUAAAGCUCUGAGGAAUCUACGCAAGAUUAACAUGGAGCAGAUCAUGCAGGCCGCAACGGCACUCAAGCAUGGCCCAGAGACUGAGCUGAGUGCAGUGCUGGAGCAGGCUGACGACUGGGUCAUAAGGCUACGCCACCUUGCUGAGGAGCCCCAGAACAGUCUUCCAGAUAUAAUAGUCUGGAUGCUACAGGGGGACAGGAGAGUGGCCUACCACAGAAUCCCAGCACACCAGGUUCUUUUCUCCCAGGGUUACUGCGGCAAGCAUUGUUGCCAACUUCAGACGGUUUUCAUGAAGUAUCCACAGGAAGACGGGGGGGACAGUAAGAUCCCAGCUCAGCUCAGGGUAAAGGUGUGGUUUGGACUGACUGCGGAUGUCAAAUUCUUCAACCAGUUUGCUGAGGGAAAACUAUCUGUGUUUGCAGAAAUGUAUGAGAACCAGACUAAAUUGGCCCUGGUGGGAAACUGGGGUACGACUGGUUUGACAUACCCCAAAUUCAGUGAUGUGACUGGCAGAGUUAAACUGCCAAAGGAGAGCUUUAAGCCCUCUCCAGGAUGGAGCUGGGCAGGAGACUGGUACAUCAGCCCAGAGAAAACAUUGCUGUAUGAUGCUGAUGCUGGUCAUACAAGCUUUCUGGAGGAAGUCUUUGAAAAUCAGAUGCGGUUGCCAGGAGGACAGUGGAUUGGCAUGCCAGAGGGGUACACAGAUGUGAAUGGAGAAAAGGCAGUGCCUAAAGAUGAGAUUGAGUGUCCCCCUGGCUGGGUUUGGGAGGAUAUUGAGUGGAGCGAAGAUCUGAAGCGUGCAGUGGAUGAUCAAGGAUGGGAAUAUGGCAUAACCCUCCCCCCUGACCGCCGGCCGAAAUCUUGGGUUCCAUCCGAGAAGAUGUACCACACCAACCGCCGCAGACGCUGGAUUCGACUUCGCCGUAGAGAUAUGCAGAAAAUGGAAGCACUCAGAAAACAGCGUCCAGAUGAGUCUGAGCGCGAGGGCUGGGAAUAUGCAUCAUUAUUUGGCUGGAAGUUUCAUCUUAAGCAGAGGAAAACUGACUCCUUCCGUCGUCGACGCUGGAGAUGUCGCAUGGAGCCAUUGGAAAAGACAGGGCCAGCGGCCAUCUUUGCCUUGGAGUGUUCACUGAGCAGUGUUACUGAUGAAAAGAAUGAUGAUAAGUCAGUUACAACAACAUUUGGUGUCAACCGCCCAACCAUCUCCUGCUUCUUUGAUAGUGGGACCCUGUAUCAUUUGCGAUGCUACUUGUAUCAGGCCAGAGACCUACUGGCAAUGGAUAAGGACAGUUUCUCAGAUCCUUAUGCCAUUGUAUCCUUCCUGCAUCAGAGCCAGAAGACAGUGACUAUUCGGAACACUCUCAACCCUACCUGGGACCAGACCCUCAUCUUCUAUGAAGUGGAAAUAUUUGGAGACAUUCAUGUGACUGAGAGGAACCCUCCGAACAUUGUGGUGGAACUGUACGAUCAGGACACCUAUGGAGCUGAUGAGUUUAUGGGGCGCUGUGUGUGCCAACCAUCAAUGUCUUCUCCUCGCCUUGCCUGGUAUCCCAUCCAAAAAGGCGGGAAGGCUGCUGGAGAACUGCUUGCUGCUUUUGAACUGAUCCUCAGAGAUAAGCCUGCAGUUCACCACAUACCCGGUCAAGAAGGGGAUUUUAUACCACCCUCACAUAUCAUGGAUGAGCUUGUGCUUCCAGGGUUCCUCUCUGACAGUCAACAGAAGCAAUGGCCAGAGGACUCUGAUUUGCCCUAUCCACCUCCGCAGAGGGAACCUAAUGUCUACAUGGUGCCACAGGGGAUCAAACCUGUCCUACAGCGCACUGCUAUUGAGAUCCUGGCAUGGGGUUUGCGUAACCUGAAGAGUUUCCAGCUUGCCAGUGUGACAUCUCCUAGUCUCCAGGUGGAAUGUGGGGGACAUGUCGUUCAGUCAUGUGUCAUUCGAAAUACUAAGAAGAAUCCUAACUUUGAUGUCAACACUCUGUUCAUUGAUGUGCGGCUGCCCAAGGAGGACCUUUACAUGCCCCCAUUAGUGAUUAAAGUUAUAGACAACCGACAGUUUGGCAGGAAGCCAGUAGUGGGCCAGUGCACAGUCCGCUCGUUGAAUGAGUUCCACUGCCAGCCAGAGACCAUGGAGAGAGAACCUAAAGAAGAGGAAUUUGAAGCAAUUGCUCACAUCCCUAGUGAUGAAGUUCUGAUUGAUAUCGAUGACAAGGAGCUUCUCAUUCCUGGACAGCAGGAUGAAUUUAUGGACUGGUGGAGCAAGUUUUAUGCCUCUACAGGUGAGAGGAACAAGUGUGGAAGUUAUCUGGAGAAAGGGUUCGAUACACUGCAGGUGUACGACACAGAACUGGAGAAGGUCGAAAGCUUUGAGCAAUUUGCUGAUUUUUGCCGAACGUUCAGACUUUACUGUGGAAGAACCCAAGACGAGAGUGAUGACCCUUCCAUUGUUGGAGAGUUCAAGGGUUCGUUUAAGAUAUAUCCACUUCCUGAUGAUCCCGCAGUGGCCACACCCCCACGGCAGUUCUGCAAACUCCCACCAAAUAGUAUAGAGGAGUGCGUGGUACGUGUGUACAUCAUACAGGCCUAUGGCUUACAGCCCAAAGAUGCCAAUGGCAAGUGUGACCCUUACGUUAAGAUCACACUUGGCAAGAAAUCAGUCAAUGACCACGACAGUUACAUACCCUGUACUUUGGACCCCGUCUUUGGAAAGAUGUUUGAGCUGACAUGCAGUUUGCCUCUAGAGAAGGACCUGAAAAUCAUAUUGUAUGAUUAUGACAUGCUCUCUAAAGAUGAAAUAAUCGGAGAGACCGUCAUCGAUCUGGAGAAUCGCUUUUUGUCCCGUCAUGGUGCUUGUUGUGGCCUGCCACAAACCUACUGUCUGUCGGGUGUCAACCAGUGGCGAGAUCACCUGAAACCUACCCAGUUACUUCAUCAUCUAUGUGAGAGGCGAAACUAUAAACUGCCUGUCUACAAGCAGGAUCGAGUUUACUUCAGAGGACAGGAAUACACCAUGGCAGACCUUGAUGAAGGGAAACCUCUUAACCCUCACCUGGGUCUAGUGCAGGAGCGUCUCGCUCUUUUGGUGCUGAGAAGGCAGGGUCUGGUACCCGAGCAUGUUGAGACACGACCCCUCUACAGCCCCCUACAGCCGGAUAUAGAACAGGGGCGGUUGCAAAUGUGGGUGGACCUGUUCCCUAAAUCUUUAGGCCCACCAGGGCCUCCAUUCAAUAUUACACCACGCAGAGCCAAAAAGUACUUCCUGCACUGUAUUAUAUGGAACACAAGAGAUGUUAUCUUGGAUGAUGUCAGCGUUACUGGGGAGAAGAUGAGUGACAUUUAUGUGAAAGGCUGGAUGCAUGGCCAUGAAGAGAACAAGCAGAAAACAGAUGUGCACUAUCGAUCACUGGGAGGUGAAGGCAACUUUAAUUGGAGGUUUCUCUUCCCCUUCCAUUAUUUACCUGCUGAACAACUCUGCACCAUUAAUAAAAAGGAGCAUUUUUGGAGUUUGGACAAAGUUGAAACAAAACUGCCUCCUAAGCUUACUAUCCAGAUUUGGGACAAUGACAAGUUCUCCUUUGAUGAUUUCCUUGGUUGUUUGGAGAUGGAUCUGAACCAUAUGAUGAGUCCUGCAAAAUCUCAAGGGAAAUGUGGUCUGGAGAUGCUCUCACAGACCCAAGACAAGCUGGUUUCACUGUUUGAGCAGAAGACGGUAAAAGGCUGGUGGCCUUGCGCAUGUGACAGACAAGGCGAGAAGAUCCUUGCAGGAAAAGUGGAAAUGUCCCUGGAAAUCGUCUCUGAGCAGGAGCAGGAUGAGAGGCCAGCAGGGCUCGGCAGAGAUGAGCCAAACAUGAAUCCCCAUCUAGAGGACCCACAGCGUCCUGAGACCUCAUUUCUAUGGUUUUCAUCCCCGUAUAAGACGUUUAAGUUCAUUGUGUGGAGAAGGUUUAAGUGGCUUAUUCUUGGCCUCUUUCUUCUCUUUUUCAUUAUACUCUUCCUUGGAGUCUUUCUCUACGCCUUCCCUAACUAUGCUGCUAUGAAGAUGGUUGGACCCUUCAGUGGAGUUGGAAAGGGAACACUGUGAUACGGUGAUGGGGAAAUGGAAAUAGACCCCAAUACCAACCAAACCAAAAUCUCCACCCACGCAUCUCUGUCAGGCUUAUUGGACUGAUAUACAUAUAUGCACAGAUAUCUAUGGCCUUGCUCAUGCAUAUGUACUUGCUAGCCAAGAGAAAGCCAAAGACACUCAAACACUAUGUGAAACAUUGGUGUGUGCAUCUUUAUGUGUGCGUUUGCUUGUUAUAGUACUAUAUGCAAGAAUGUUGCAUAAUGAAUGUGUUUGUACAUAUAUUACAUGCCAAGCUCCCUGCCCUGUAUCUGACCUAGCCCUGAACUCUCUCCAUAUUCUCUCCGACUCCCACUAACACUUUCAUCUCUCUGCCUGUUUAAUCCUUUUUCAUGUCUUCUGUAAUACUAUGCGCUUUCUUCACAGCCAGAUGCUCCUUUCUUCUUCCUUCAUGCAGAGAGAGGGAGACAGAACCGCCUCGCACCACCUCCCAUCCAUUUGUUCCUCUCCUUUAUUUCUCCUUUCAACAGUGUUGGCUGUGUAGGUUAAACCCUGGAUUUGUACUGUUAGGCUGUUAGGUCCGAGGCGGGCUGGUUAUUAGCUGAGCCCCCGCUGUUAGCAGAGUGUGAUAGUAAUCAGAGAGGUGGCUCUGAUUACUACCACACUGUUUUUUUGCUUUAAAGAAAUCCUCACUAAAUGGAUUUGAGGUCAAUUGUGGGUUGGCAAAGUGCGUGUGUGUAUGUAUAUGUGUGUGGAUAGUUGGAUGUGAAAGGGAACAAAAGAUAAAAGGAUUGUUUGAGUAAAUCUUAUGCUCACGCCCAAGUGCCUUUUUGCAUUUGACUCUGUAAUGUAUGAAAAUGAGCAGAUGCAUCUGGAAAAAGGUGCAAGACCUCUAAACAUGCCUGUGAAAGGACUAUUACAUGGUAAAAUACACAAAUUGCCUAUUUUCUCUUCAUGACCAGGUCAUGUGCUCCUCCUACCCAAUUCAGUGAAGGUUGGGCUACCUCAGGUGGACCAGGGCUAUUGCCAAAUCAGUUAAACUGGAAUCUCAAUCAGCUGCAAGAAAAGUCAAGAGAUCUAGGUUUAAUCUAACUAAAUCGGCAGGAUUUCCAGACGUUAUGUUAUUUAAAAAAUGAGGGUAAAGUAGAGAAGAGCUUUGACCUUUCCAAAUAGGUCACUGAUCUGACAAUAAAAAGGCUGCAUUCCUACAGUAUGUUACUAUGUUAAGAAAUAGGCUAGAGGAGGGCUUAAUUUUUUAAUGUUUUUUUUUUAAUUAUGUUCAGUAAUAUGUUCUGCACAUCUAUGCAUGGAUCCACAAUAUCACUGACUUCACAUCACUGAAAUAAGGAUGACAAAAACUUCCAGAAUGCCUUGUGCUUUGUCCAUGGUCAAUCUCUUGCCAAAUCUUGUGUACAAAAAUCUUCUCUUGCAAUGUUGUGCAUCUAUGAAAAGUUUUUUGUCAUGGAUUUACAAAGUCCCUCAAUAUGACAAUCAAGACUGUUUAUUUCUGAGUGAAAGAACAUAUUCUAUUACAUGCCUAUGAAUUAUGAAUGAUCUUUAAUGUAAUACUGCAUUGUUGAAUCUAAAUGCCUUAUAACUUAUGCUGUUGUGUCCAAUGAAUUCACUGUUAAAUCUAUUGUAUGUAGAGCACUGUAUAAUAUGUUAUCGUCAAAUAUAUACCUUACCUAUAUGUAUUCCAUUGUGUACAUUUUUCUUUUUUUUUUUUAAUCUUUUGUGUCUAAGACAUUUUAUCCAGAAAUCUGUUGUUUUAUGUGAAUUGUUUUGUUGAGUACAUUCUAAAGAAAGUUAUGUAGCUCCAUAAGACCCUUAGAUAGCUCUGGUUCCCACUUCACUCCCUCUCUGACUGCUGUGACUAU
Molecule: messenger RNA, 8504 nt
Organism: Myxocyprinus asiaticus (Chinese sucker)
Lineage: Eukaryota; Metazoa; Chordata; Actinopteri; Cypriniformes; Catostomidae
Product: dysferlin-like
Exons: 55
Coding region: 358-6645 (2095 amino acids)
Biological process (GO): plasma membrane repair; macrophage activation involved in immune response; monocyte activation involved in immune response
Cellular component (GO): T-tubule; cytoplasmic vesicle; membrane
Molecular function (GO): calcium-dependent phospholipid binding; calcium ion binding
Source: RefSeq, a predicted model, not a curated record